CUUACAAGACUACUUUAUUGUAUUUGUUAGUAAAACUCUAAAAAAAUCUUGUUUAACAUAAUCUAUUGUAGUUUCAGAUUAACUUGAGGUCACCAUUUUUGGUAAUCCACUGAUAGUUCUGAACUAGGAUUAUCCUAAUGUUAAUAAUAAUUGUGUAUCCAAUAAUCAGUAAUACAGUCGAUUGUUUCGUCACAAUUAAAGCUAUAACUUCUUCCGCGUUAAAACCCCUUGUUUUUGUUAUAUGUACACAAAAAGUAUAUUUCACGGGCACAUAGAUUUUGAAUUGUCCCCUAUAAAAUGAAAAUUUCUUGUAUUCACUUUAAAACAUUUUUUGGCAAUGAAUAACGAAGAUUCGCUUAACAAUAGUGCCAGCAGUGAGUUAAAUUUUAUAGAUCAGUGGAGUGAUGUAACAGUACUUAAAGAAAUAUCUAAAGGCGCGAUCCUUCGCCAGCAAAAACUCAAACAGAAAAAUGAUAAAGAUCUAUACGAUACCUUUAAUUACAAUUACGAUGAGCCAUCAACAUCAAAGUCGAAUCAAAUACAUCAAGUUCUUAGAAAGCCUGUAUGUAUCAAAACCAGGAAGACCAAAAGGAGAAAGUCUCCAAAAAGAUGUCCAAUGAGGAUCGCGGAGUUAGCUGUACCUACUAAACGGCAGUGUAUUGAUACUUGGCGAACUAAUGCCACAGUUAUUCCUAAUUUUAUGGUAGAGCGUCUUAAACAAAGAGUGAUGGAUCAAAAACCAAUAGUACUAAUUGCUGAUGCUGUGAAUUGUUUUGAAAGUAGAAAAAGAAAGCCACGAAACAGAAUUAAAAAGUCGCACUCAGUUGCCGAAAACAAUCGUAUGAAAGAACUAAAGAUGUUUUGCGCAAUCUUUGGAUACAAAAUAGCUCUGAAAUUGAGACAGCCAAUGAAUUUAUCGCUUAAUUAUAGGUAAUCCAUUUACCUUAAUUACACAUAUUUUUAAUAAAACAACGACGC
Molecule: messenger RNA, 978 nt
Organism: Papilio polytes (common Mormon)
Lineage: Eukaryota; Metazoa; Arthropoda; Insecta; Lepidoptera; Papilionidae
Exons: 4
Coding region: 338-934 (198 amino acids)
Source: RefSeq, a predicted model, not a curated record